Molecule: messenger RNA, 2278 nt
Organism: Corylus avellana
Lineage: Eukaryota; Viridiplantae; Streptophyta; Magnoliopsida; Fagales; Betulaceae
Product: aluminum-activated malate transporter 9
Biological process (GO): malate transport
Source: RefSeq, a predicted model, not a curated record
CUUAAAGCUACGCCGCAGAAUCAGUUCCCAUGUAAAACUACGGAAUGAAAAUAAAAAAACCUCCAUUUACGAGAUAUUUACAUUCACAUACCCUCUCUUCCUCUGAAUCCUCUCUUCCUUUCUUGCUCUUCAAUUUCCGUAUCUCCUCCGUCUACCUGAGAUUUGUUGCUGGGGAGGAGAUAUGGCGGCCAAGCUGGGUUCCUUCAAGUACAGUUUCGCGGAGAGAAGGGAGCGGCUGCUCUCAUCCAAGGGCUACUCCGUGCUCGCAGGGUUCAACCCUAUAGGAGACGAGGAAGAAGGCGAAGAAGAAGGAGAAGCUGCAAACAGGUGUUGCUGUUGCUCGUUUCGGUCGGUGUCGGAUAGAGUUUCGAGGUCAUGGAGGACGGUGCAAGAUGUGGCUUACGAGGCCUGCAAGAUGGGUCAGUCCGACCCGAGGAAGAUCGUCUUCGCAGCCAAAAUGGGCCUGGCCUUGAUGCUCAUUUCAUUGCUCAUUUUCUUGAAAGAGCCGGUCAAGGAGCUCAGCCGCUACUCCGUUUGGGCUAUUCUCACCGUCGUCGUCGUCUUUGAGUUCAGUAUAGGAGCAACUCUUAGCAAAGGAUUUAACCGUGGAUUGGGGACGUUGUCAGCUGGAGGGCUUGCUUUAGGAAUGGCAGAGUUGUCAGAAUUGGCUGGAGAAUGGGAAGAAAUUGUUAUUGUUUUGAGUAUCUUCAUUGUAGGAUUUUGUGCAACUUAUGCAAAAUUAUACCCCACAAUGAAGCCUUAUGAAUAUGGGUUCCGGGUAUUCUUGAUUACGUACUGUUUCAUUACUGUAUCUGGGUAUAGGACAGGGGAAUUUAUUAAUACAGCCGUGACCCGGUUCGUUCUCAUCCUAUUUGGUGCUGCUGUUUGUUUGGUAGUAAACAUAUGCAUUUAUCCCAUCUGGGCUGGCGAGGAUCUGCACAAUUUGGUGGCAAAGAAUUUCAUGGGUGUUGCAACAUCUUUGGAAGGUUGUGUUAAUUAUUACCUUAAUUGUGUUGAAUAUGAAAGGAUUCCUUCAAAAAUUCUUACCUAUCAAGCUUCCGAUGACCCACUGUACAGUGGCUACAGAUCAGCUGUAGAAUCUACAAGUCAAGAGGAUGCUCUGAUGGGAUUUGCUAUCUGGGAGCCACCUCAUGGUCGUUACAAAAUGCUUAGAUAUCCAUGGAAGAACUAUGUCAAAGUAAGUGGUGCACUGAGGCAUUGUGCAUUUAUGGUCAUGGCUUUGCAUGGAUGUAUACUUUCAGAAAUACAGGCCCCUCCUGAACGAAGACGGGUUUUUCUAAGUGAGCUUCGGAGAGUAGGUUAUGAAGGUGCUAAAGUGUUGCGUGAAAUUGGGAACAAAGUGAAAAAGAUGGAGAAAUUAGGUACUGUAGACAUACUUGAUGGAGUGCAUGAAGCCGCAGAAGAAUUGCAAAAGAAGGUUGACCAGAAAUCGUACCUUCUUGUCAAUUCUGAGAGCUGGGAAAUUGGAAACCGACACGAGCUGGGAGAGCCCCAGGACUUUCUGAAUUUGGAUGAAGAUGAAAAUAAAAUUCUGCAACACAAGUCCCGUAGUGAAGCCAUACUCGAUCUCCGGUCAGUUACAGUUCCAAAGAGUUGGGAUGGCCAGAUCCCAACUUGCGUGGACUCUACCCUGCCUUCUAGUGUUCCUCCAGAAAACAGGUUCAUGAAACAAGUAUCAUGGCCUCGACGAAUUUCAUUUAAUGCCGAUGCAGUACCAAUGGUGGAAGAAUCCAAAACUUAUGAAAAUGCUAGUGCGUUAGCAUUAGCGACGUUUACAUCCCUUUUGAUUGAAUUUGUUGCAAGGCUUCAAAAUCUUGUUGACUCAUUUGAAGAAUUAAGUAACAAAGCAAAUUUUAAAGAUCCUGAUGAGCAACCGCCAGCAGUUGAGACUGAUGGGUUUUGGAACAGAUUGCGUAAUUGGCUAAAGUUCUAGAAUUCAAUGUGUUCUGCUCAGUUAAAGAUCAUGAAACUGAUGCCCUAUUAGUCUGUCAUCAUUCAGGAUCUAUGCCUUAAAAGAUUUCUCUCAAAUUGAAAUCUGCAUUAGUCAGCAGUUCUUUACUCGGAAAAUUAAUAUGCUUUCUUGUUGCCAAUGCUCUGUGAGAGAGAUUCUGAUGGAGAACUUGCAAUCCAUGUGCCCAAAAACUGGAUGCUGAUAAUAGAUCUGACUGAACUCUUGUAUUUGACUAACUCUAUAAAUCGACAAUGUAGAAUACACUUGGACAUCAUAAUAUAAAUAUUCUCUCUUUUCAAGUGUGCA